Pocillopora verrucosa is the source of this 1626-nucleotide messenger RNA. Lineage: Eukaryota; Metazoa; Cnidaria; Anthozoa; Scleractinia; Pocilloporidae. The record is from RefSeq and is a predicted model, not a curated record.
ACAUAUGUGAAGCUCCGGGAGUUCUCGCUUGAUAAAACGAUCUGUUUUUUGUACAAUCGUUUUGAAUUUGCAACGACAGUUUACCACGUUUCUCCACGAUGGCAAAGCCGGUUGUGGUGAUGAAAAUCGUGCAUGCAGUCGUCUUUGGUCUUGUUCUUCAGAGUUGCAGUACAGAAGCUGAACUUCACAAGCAAGUCACUGUUGACUGUGAUUUCGACCAAAUGUUAGUUCACAUAGAAAAAUCCCUGAUACCAGAGUUUAAAAUGAGUGACGUGCGCUUAUUAGAUCCUAACUGUCAGCCAACAAAAUUCGAGAACAGCAGUCACAUGACCAUUUCUGCACCGUUGAUUGGCUGUGGUACCACGUUAGAGCAUACGAAAGACAGUCUAAUUUACAGAAAUAUGGUCAAGGAUGUUCGGGUGACUCAGUCUGUUAUCAGCCGAUUACAGGACUUAGAGAUUCCAUUUGAGUGUACUUAUCCAAACCAGGCUGAAGCCUCAUUGAUUCAGAUGAACAUCACAAACACCAAAGUCAUUUUUCUGGCACCUGACGAUGGUUCUGGAAUGUUUGAUCUGGAUCUGAAUAUUUAUAAGAGCGUAGACUAUGAUGAAGAGUACAGUAGUUUUCCACUGGCGGUUACACUGCAACAGCGACUUUACUUACAAGUAUCAGUAGACACGCCUGACACGCGGUUGGGUAUCGUCGCAGACACGUGCUACGCCACGCCUAUAAACAGUAUUUCUAAGAAAAUCAAGUAUGACAUCAUCGUUGACGGGUGUCCAAAAGACGAGACCGUGAGAUUUCACAGCGGCCCUCCCACCACGCAACGUUUUAGCAUAGAAGCUUUUAAGUUCAUGAAUGGCCAAGUCGUGCCGUACGUUUACAUUCACUGUGAAGUCGUCCUAUGUAACCUGACAGAUGGCAAGCCCAGCUGCAUGCAGAAAUGUGACCCUCAUGUGAAUACUAGACUGAGGAGGGAGGUCAAUACAGAUUAUUACGACCUGGAGAAAGGGCCAAUAAUAAUUCUAAGGGAUCCUGAGGAUAAUUUUGAACCAGAGAAUGCGGAAGAAUUUCGAGAAAAUCAAGAUCAUGGAUCGAAAAACAUGACCAAAUGGUUGUUCGUUGUCAUGGGAUGCGUCUGUGCAAUGUGCUUUGGAGCUGUACUCCACACCAUGAAAGAAGUUAAACGAGCGAAGUAAAUAAAAGUUAAAAGUUUUAAAAGCGUUUACCUUAAAUUACUCAAUAAUGAAUGGAGAACAUGUUAAAGAAGAAGAGCACUGAAUGAAUAUACUUUUCAACAUACGAUGGGCCGUUGAGCUGGAGAAGCAAUUUCAGUUAACAUUUGAUCGAUAUAAAUGAUACACGAACUUCUGCCCGGAUUGUUCCAGCUGGAUGUGGAGAUAUGCUUUUUUCCUGUCAAGUUUACAUAUAAAAAUAUAUAUUCUCAUGCUGUAGCGGGAGCGUUUAGAAAACUCAGGCCAAGUAGUGUAACAUGUACUGAAAACGAUCACUUUUCUCAAACGUCUGACGCCAGAUGAUUACGUGAUCUCUGGCUCAGCGCGGGCUAAGGUCACUUUCCCCAGAGCUAAGGCAAAACAUUUACUUCAACUUUGAUCGCACUUUAGU